UCAAACACCUCGUCCUGGGGGGGAUCCAUGGCUCCUGUCGACCCCCCGGAUUAAGCUAAUAAUGGCCUUUUGGAUUUUACUCGCUAGUUAAAACGGCUGGAAAAGAAAAACCAUGUGGAGAGUUCAAGGUUUUGUUGGGAGAGUUUUGCAUCGUUGCCAUGGCAGCAGCCCCCUGCGUCUGCCGCAGAACCAUCACGUGGAGGAUGAGGUCAUCAACACGUCCUCUGUCCUGUCCAACUCUCUGCACUCCUCUGACACCAGCUCUCAGAAGGAGGAGGAUGGAGAGAGGAGGAGAAAACAAAAAACCUUUCAGUUUGGACAUGCAGAGCUACCGCGGUACACGGCGCUGGAUGCCGUGGGAUGGGGCGCUGCAGCAGUUAUGUUCAUGCAAGUCUGCAAGAGGAUCCAUUCUCGGUUCUCUUCUGCUGAGGCCAGUUCGACUGCUGGAGCCCUAACAGCCCCCACCUCACUGCACAAAUGUGGAUACCGCAUCCUGUUGGAGAUCUUAUCCCGACAUGAUGUCCUGCCCAGAGGGAGUGGUUUGUUGUGUCUGCAGGAAGUGUCAGAGAGACAGAGUCAAGAUCAGCCCCCAGCUGAAAGCAGCAGCAGCAGCAGUGUGGCAGAUGCCAGCCCUCGAAUCAGCCUUAACCCGGAAAACCUGACUGCUGAAUGUUCCAUCUCUGACCACCAGUGGGCGCCCUUUAACCAGGAUUCAUCUGUAGAUGGUGAAUCACUUUCUCCUGGAUCCUGUUCUCAACAAAAUGAUGCCAACCGAGACAGCACAGACACGAAAGAUGUUGAUGAAAAGGACCUUUCUGGUGAGGAAGGUUUGACAGGAGCAGCUCUGAACCUCAGACACGUGGGAGAUACAAGUAUUCCCGUGAUCUUCAACAUUAUAGGUCUUGAAAGUGCUAAGUGUGAAAACUACAAGGAAGCUUUCACCAGCUUUCUAGUUGCAGCACAGCAAGGAUACAGCAAGGCCCAAUUUAACGUGGCUGUGUGCUACGAGAAAGGCCGAGGAGUGGGGAAAGACAAAGACAAGGCUCUGCAUUACUACUGGCAGGCAGCAGUUGGAGGUCACAGACAGGCUCAGUACCGCUAUGCAAAGCUGCUCCUUACCAGCAGGGGGCACACAAGUUUAGACGAGCUGAACACCGUUAUUAACCUGCUGGAACAGGCUGCUGCAGCUGGCAUCACCAAGGCUCAGCUCUGUCUGGCUUCAGUCUACUCACAGGGGCUGGUGAUGGAUGAGAACAAGUCUAUCCAGUACCUGGAGAUGGCAGCAGCGAGUGGAGAUGACACCGCCCUGCUGUUGCUCGGUAAGUGUUACCAGAGUGGGUUUGGAGUGCCGCAGAACCUGAAAACAGCCAGUGAACUGUACAAACGAGCUGCUCAGGCAGGAAACAAGGAGGCUCAGAGCUUGCUGCCGCCUCACAAUAAAGCAGAACGCACUGAGCUGCGCUCCAUCCAUUCAGCUCCAUGCUUCUCUUCGGCUGAUCAUCAGCUCCAGCAGUCGCUCCCCAGUCUGACCAGUUUUGUCCCUCCGUCCACCAGUCACCCCACCCCCCUUCCCUUCCUGCCUCACUCUUGGAGCACCGGGAACCUGCAUAACCCACUACCUCUGUCCUCCACGCCUCUGCACGGCCAUACAUACAAAACGCAGGGAGCGAUGUGUCAGUGGACUGUAGGAGUGGGAUAGUUAUAAAUGUGAGACCGCACAGGAUAAGCUGAAAGAUGUAUUUCAAAAUAUGAAUGUUUUUUCAAAACAAAAGAACAGUCAAAGAUUGUUAAGUUUGUAAAUAUUGUGGUAUGGAUGUAAGUCUGGAUAAGAGAGAAUAGGUCAAAGUGUGAGUGCAGACUUAUUAACAUAUGGCUGGUUUGAUGAGCAGAGUGAGUGUUAAUGAGCUGUCAAAGCUUUUAUCCUGUGUCUUAGCUUUAUGUUGGUGUAGUAACUGAAUAUGGUGCCUCUUUGUGGACUGAGACUUCCACAUACUUGUCUUUAGUGUUCAAGUGAUGACGCACAUUUAUCAUUAUUUUGCAGAACGGAGUGUUUUACAUCAGUGUCCUACUUUAACUUUCAGUAUACAGCUAUAAAUGUGAACUGGUUCUGAUGUCUGUCAGUGUAAUUUCCUCUCUUAGGUCAAGAUCAUUUGGGGGAUGGUAUUGCAUGUUAUUGUUCAAUCUGCCAAGGUGAAUGUGAGGAGGACGUUUUAGUGUCAAUACAUUGUGUAACAUUAAAACAACCCAACGUUA
Messenger RNA from Betta splendens (Siamese fighting fish), 2253 nucleotides. RefSeq names its product DAP3 binding cell death enhancer 1 (gene dele1). The transcript has 12 exons. Bases 113 to 1699 code for a protein of 528 amino acids. Gene Ontology annotation, molecular function: protein binding. The record is from RefSeq and is a predicted model, not a curated record. NCBI's taxonomy places the organism in Eukaryota, Metazoa, Chordata, Actinopteri, Anabantiformes, Osphronemidae.